AUGGCGGGUGCAUUCAAUCCCGUUGACCUCACCGAUGAAGAGUUGGGGCAGCUGCGCGGCCUACGGAAACGCAAAAUGGAGCUCAUGGAUGAGAUUGAACACAUAAAAAAUGAGCUUCGCGAUGUUGAUGCAGAACUUGAGUCUUUGUACUACGUUGAUGAAGGCUCAAGGUCUCGCCACAAGCUCAUAUUCACUGGAAAAAAGAAGUUUAAUCAAGACCCAAUGAGAGGCAUUGAAUACCUAACUGAUCGAGGACUUCUGAGUAGGCAACCGGCAGCUGUUGCCCAAUGGCUAUUCAAGGGCGAAGGAUUAUCAAAAACUGCUAUAGGAGAACUGCUCGGAUCCCAUGACCCUUUUUGUCUUGAGGUUCUGGACCAAUUUGUGCUCUGUCACACAUUCCAGAAUAUGUUUAUAGUUGACGCAUUAAGAGCGUUCCUCUGGUCAUUUCGACUUCCAGGCGAAUCACAAAAGAUUGAUCGAAUUAUGGAACGAUUUGCUCAGCAAUAUGUAGCGACUAAUGAAGGAGUCUUCGAUAGUGCGGAUACAUGUUUCACAAUUGCUUAUUCAUGUAUUAUGCUGAACACACUACUGCACAAUCCGAAUGUGAAGGAUCGGCCAACAUUUGAACGAUAUCAGAAUAUGAAUAAGGAGCUGCUUGAAGCUGGAUCGGUUAAUACCGCUCUGUUAGCGCAGAUUUUCGACUCGAUCCGUACGAAGGAGUUCCAAAUUCCGUGUGAUGAUGCAGCACGAUUAGAUAACAUAUUCCUUCAUCCUGAUCGAGAAGGUUGGCUCUACAAGCAGAGCAGCAGUCAGUUCAUAUCUGGUCCCCUUUCAUGGAAGCGGAGAUGGUUUGUCCUAAGUGACUCUUGCCUGUAUUACUUUGAUCAAACCACUGAAAAGGAACCUCGCGGGAUUAUUCCGCUGCAGAAUGUAGGAGUUCGACGAGUUGAAUCUGCAUCUCGGCCGUUUAUGUUCGAGAUUUUCUCACUUUCCGAAGAUGGUCGAAUAAAAGCGUGUAAAACGGAACAGACGGGUAAACUGGUCGAAGGUCGGCAUAGCGUGUAUCGAAUUUGUGCGUCGAACUCUGAUGAUUUGAAUGCAUGGUUGGAGGCUUCUAUUUCGCUGCACGAUGUGCGAUGGCAGACAGGGGUCAUUGAGGACCUAAAUGCAAAAAAUGAAGUUAACGAUGAGGAGCAACAACCGGUUCAUGUUUAUGAGGAGAAGGUUUACGAGGAAUUCGAUCCUUUUAAAGCAUUAGAUUCAGAAGAGGAACAUAAAUGUACGUGUUGUGGAUGGUGUUUGGAUGAAGAAGAUCGAGAUGCUAUUGUAGGACACUAUAGAAGCCAAUGGCAUAGAUAUAAUGCUAAACUUGCGCUGAAAGGCCGCCCACCGUUGAGCGAGGAUGAAUUCGAAGAGUUAAGAGAAGAGGAGAGGAAAGCUGAUGAUGCAAUGUCAUCAUCUUCUGAUUCGGAUGACUCAGACUGUGACGAUAUUCCACUGAGACUCGGAUCUAGCCAUAUUUACUUUGUUCAUAAUGGUGAUGUGUGUUCUAUGUACAAAUGUCUUCUACGUCCUGGUGAAACAACAGUUUCGAUCAGUAUGUUUGCAAGACCGGUAGACUGCGCCAUAUUUCUUCUAGCCGGCGGUCAUUUUGCCGCUGCUAUAUUCAAAAAUGAUAAAAUGGUUGCGCACAAAGCUUUCCAUCGUUACGUAGUUCGAGCCAAACAAGGUGGAGCACAGACCGCAAAUGACAAAGCGAAAGGUCCUGCACGAUCUGCUGGAGCCGCACUGAGAAGGUACAAUGAACGGGCCUUAUGUGAAGAUAUAAUGAACGUCAUGCAAACAUGGACGGAUCUUCUCUCAGCUACUCCAUUGAUUUUUAUUAGAUGUGCAAGUUAUCAGAAAGUAAUAUUUCAUGAAGUAAACGAAGGUGGAUUCGACAGGAAGGAUCCCAGGUUGAGAACAAUACCCUUUGAAACAAAGCGUCCACUAAUAGACGAGGUACGAAGAGUAUGGGAGCGAUUGAGUUCUGUCACAAUCCAUGGGGCAUUGGACGAAUUCAUGGAGGAAAGAUCUAGAAGAAAACAACGGAUGAAAAUUCUGGCGAAAAAGAAACGUACAGAUGAUAAACUUUGGAAUCCUGAUGAUGAUAAAAAGGAGGACGAGGUCCCAUCGAAGGAGAAAAAGAGUGAUCACUUGAAACCAGUGGCUCCGGUGCAAGAAAAGCCAAAAGAUGUGGACAAAUGGCCAUCUUUGGACAAAAAUGCUCGUAGAGAACUGUACUCCCUAAUAAGGGAUAACAAUGAGGACAUUCUUAGGUCUUUCGUUGAUGGAAGAUGUGAAGAAGCAAGGGAAGAGGUGAUUGACUAUCUCUUUUCAUUUCGAUUAUCUGAUAACGGAACAUUUCUUCAUCUAGCUGCUAAAAGCAGCUGUGAUAAGGUCCUCCAGUACCUACUAGAGCUUGGUUGCGAUCCCUCUAUAAAGAAUGAAGAAGACAUGGUAGCAUACGCGUUGUCGCCCAGUAAAGCAGUGAAACAUAUUUUCAUUCAAUUUCGGAUGGAACACCCAGACAAAUGGAAUUGGACAAGGUGUCAUAUACCUGAGCCUAUUCAAAUGAACGAUGAAAAAGCUGCAAAAGUAGCAGAGAAGAAGAAGGAAAAGAAACAAAGACAGAAAGAAAAAACAAAGAUUAAGAAAGAAGCAGAGAAGAAGGAAGCUGAGGAAUUGGCUGCUCGUGCAGCAUUCCUUGCAAUGUCGGACAGGGAAAAACGUGCAGCUGCUGCUGAAGCAAGACUUGCUAAGCUCUGCGACGGUCCACGAUGCGUGCAAUGUGGUGUUGCGUACAAUGGAUCAGGAUUCGAGUACAAUGAACUGCGUACCUUGAUGAAUGCGGUAGCAAAACGCCUUUUGUCGUUGUCUGCGAUCAGGCUACAACGGCCAGAACCAUUGAUUCAAACUUACGAUCCCGUACAAUUAGGAUAUUUAUCUGAAGAAUGUAUAGCUGUGGAUGAGCAGGACAAUAUUAUCGGGGGAAUAACGAAAGGAGAUGCACAUCGUGUGGAGACCUUAGGACUACAUCGUGCGUUUAGUCUAUUCGCUUUUACUCCGGAUAAAAAACUUAUACUGCAGAAGAGGAGCGCUGAUAAGAUUACUUUCCCACUACUAUGGGCCAACACUUGCUGUAGUCACCCUCUAUUCACGCCAACAGAGGUUGAUGGAGCUCGUGGUGUUGUUUCUGCUGCGGUAAGAAAGAUUGAACAUGAACUCGGUGUGGUUGACUUGAGACCGGAGAAAUGUCGAGUCAUGGGACGGUUUUUAUACAAGGCAAUCAUGGAAGAUUCGUUAUGGGGUGAACAUGAGCUGGACUAUGCCGUAGUCACACGUAACUUGUCACCGGAUCGAAUCCAGCUAAACUCGUCUGAAGUUUGUGAUGUGAGAGUUGUAGAUGAAAAAGAACUAGCAACAUGGGUUGCAUCAGAACCAACAUCAUUUUCACCGUGGUUUCUUCUCUUUCAUCGGCUACAAUUUCUGUCCGAAUGGUGGUCAAAUCUUGAUCGCAUUGAAAGACAUGAUGUGAAUAUGGAUAUUAUACGAAUGAAUUGA
Molecule: messenger RNA, 3603 nt
Organism: Necator americanus (New World hookworm)
Lineage: Eukaryota; Metazoa; Nematoda; Chromadorea; Rhabditida; Ancylostomatidae
Exons: 28
Coding region: 1-3603 (1200 amino acids)
Biological process (GO): regulation of ARF protein signal transduction; isoprenoid biosynthetic process; isopentenyl diphosphate biosynthetic process
Cellular component (GO): cytoplasm
Molecular function (GO): guanyl-nucleotide exchange factor activity; isopentenyl-diphosphate delta-isomerase activity; protein binding
Source: RefSeq, a predicted model, not a curated record